GAAAAUGUGAGCGUUAGUGCAAUUAUUCAGACUCUGAAUCUGUUAUCGAAUACGGCUAAAUCUCAGAAAGAUGACUGUGAAAAAUUGAAAAGAGAUUACAUUUCCUUUUACAACAUUUUGAAAAAUCUUAGAAUUGACGACUAUAAAAAUAGCGAAAUAGAUGAUAAAGAUGUUAAUAUGAGUAGAGAUUAUGUCUACGAUUUUGGUAAAUUCAUAAUUGAUGGCAUUUAUCAAAGUACGUCCGAUUCUGCUGAUCCACAAAUUUUGUUAGAUAAAAAUGAGGAUUCCAUGGGUUCGGGUUAUGCAAGCUUGAAUGAUGUUUCCCCGCAAUAUGGUGAAAUGAAAGUAGAAUCUCAUACUGCAUCCCAAAAAAUUUUUAAUUCUAGAGAUAAUAUGCACGCAACUUCUGUGAACUUUGCCGAUAUAGAACCAGUUCUUGUGUCAUCGCCAAUGAUCGCAGGCUAUGCUUUGACCUUAUAUGUUUGUAAAAAGAGAAAAACGUUUUUUAGACGGUGGAGUAUAUUAUUGAAUCGUUUUGGUAUGAAUAUUUACAGAUUUUUUACCCGAAAUGGUUACGAACAGAUCCCUACGGAAAACGAAAGAGCUAGUCUUGUGCAAUAUAUUGAAAGGAUUAGAGAUCGAUUUCCAGUG
Racocetra persica is the source of this 651-nucleotide messenger RNA. NCBI's taxonomy places the organism in Eukaryota, Fungi, Glomeromycota, Glomeromycetes, Diversisporales, Gigasporaceae. The record is from the annotation of a GenBank genome assembly.